UGCGCUGUGCGUGCGUGAGUGGGAGGCGGCUCGAGCUCGGCCUUCCCGAGCGCUCGGAGGCGACGUUUCGGCCAUGAGCCGCUUCGGGGCCCGGCUGGCGGGGGCCGCGGCGAGCCCGGCGCCGAGGGCCCGGGGCAGCGAGAACCUCGACAAGAUCGACAUGUCUCUGGAUGAGAUUAUCAAAUUGAAUCGAAAGGAAGGGAAAAAGCAGAACUUUCCGAGACUAAACAGAAGACUCCAACAAAGUGGCACCAAGCAAUUCAGGAUGAGAGUUCGCUGGGGAAUCCAACAGAAUUCAGGUUUUGGUAAGAAUAGUCUGAGUCAUAGGGGAAGAGUAAUGCCUGGAAAGAGACGUCCUUAUGGAGUUGUUACUGGCCUUGCAGCUAGGAAAGCAGCUGGAAUUCGAAAGGGAAUUAGUCCUAUGAAUCGACCACCUCUGAGUGACAAGAAUGUAGAACGGUAUUUUCCAGUGUUAAAAAGGAAGACAAACCUUCUGAGACAAAAUGAUGUGCAGAGGAAACCAGUUGCUGUUCUCAAGAGACCUAAUCAGCUGAAUAGAAAAAAUAACAUUCCAGCCAAUUUCACCAGGAGUGGAAAUAAAUUAAGUCAUCAGAAGGACACUCGUCAGGCAACUUUUCUUUUCAGAAGAGGCCUGAAGGUUCAGGCACAGUUGAACACAGAACAGCUGCUAAACGAUGCAGUAGCGAAGAGAACGCGUCAAUGGCGCACUUCCACCACAAAUGGAGGAAUUUUGACUGUAUCUAUUGACAAUCCAGGAGCAGUGCAGUCCCCAAUAACACAGAAACCACGAUUAACACGUUCUGCUGUACCCUCAUUCUUGACCAAACGGGAGCAGUCUGAUGUAAAGAAAGUCCCUAAAGGUGUCCCUCUACAAUUUGACAUAAAUAGUGUUGGAAAGCAGACAGGAAUGACGUUGAAUGAGCGGUUUGGGAUCCUGAAGGAGCAGAGAGCGACUCUCUCAUUCAGCAAAGGAGGAAGCCGCUUUGUGACCGUGGGAUAGGUCUCAUGCAGAGGAACUUCGGAGUGAUGACUUAGUUUUAAAAGUUGAAUUGCUUGAAGAAUUUAUCUCAAAUUCAAGAAACUAUUUGACAAAAUUCACAAGGCUAAAUAACUCUUAUUUUUAUUUUUGAAUUUUUCAACAUGUAUAAAUAAUGCCCUGAAAGAAUAACAGGGAAUAUGCUUAUCUGUUCUGAAAGAUUUCUUGGUGGCCCAGACAGAAAUAUUCUUUCUGUGACUUCUUUCUUCUACAUGCAGCAGAAAUAAGACAGAAAGAACGUGAUUAUUUUUAUGAUGGUGAUAUUUAGGAUCCCAUUGCCUUUGCCCAUUUUUUACACUGUACCAUGGUAAAUCUUAGUCUUCAAACUAUGAGUAGGUCCCUUUGAUGCUAUCACUUACCCUUUAAUAGUGUUGACGUAAUAAGUGCAGUUGACUUCUCUUCAUUAGAGAUAAAAAAAAUCUACUCGGAUUACAGUUUUGGGUUAAGACUUAGUGGGAAUAUCUAGAACUUGGUUCUUUUCAGAUAAUGUUAGAUUAUCCCUCCAGAGUUGUAUAAAUCUUUAGUACUGAAUUUUUUGACCAGAAAUUUGGCUCUCGGCAUUAGUCUCAUUCUAAAAUACUGGGGUUUGAAGACUAUAACUGCAUGAUUAUAAAGUUACUUGUUAUCUACGUUUGGAGAAGGACCUCCAAGUAUAAAAAUCUGAUGGUGCAUUUAAUAAAAAAAAGCUUGAAAGAAAGUUGCAGAUUGAAAAUGGUAAAACUGAGUUCAGUCUUUAAAAAUAAAAAAAUCAGGUCAUAGAUACACUGUUUGGAUUUACUAUAGUCUUCAGUAUAGUGUAUACAAAGAAUUCUCCAAAUGAUAUUUAGAAGUCUUAUUUAAAUAAAUUAGAUAUUUUGAUAGUUAAUAGCUGUAAAGUCCUAGACAACUUGUUUAAAAAAGUCAAAUUUUUUAAGCUUUUAAGCUUGCUAAAUUGAACAGUAUACAACUCCAGAAACAAAAACUUGUAUAUGUUAGGAAGGAAAAAAAAUGGAAAAUUGUAAGAGUUAUAUUAUAGCCUUGUUUUAUAUCUUAUUCUGAUUUCUUUUAUAAAGUUCAGUCAUUUAUGAUGAGAAAAAUGGGUAGGAGGAGUUAGUGUGUUGUGCCAAGCUAGAGCGGUAAACAUUUUCAGAUGGUUGUAUACUCUUAUGGUAUAAUGCCAAAAUGCAGCAAAAUAUUACGGCAAUAAGUUAAAAGUUCAGUCAUUUAAAGCUUGACAUUUUGGUUUUCUGGAAUAUUAGAAUAUCUGAGUUAGGUGUGUUUUUCUAGAGUGUAUUAUUAAUGUUGAUUUCCUUGUAAGGAAAACAAGCUUAACAUUAUCACUCCGGCCUGCUUUGCAGUUGUGUACUCGACCUCAUUGUUGUCUCACACUCUUUGGAUCACUUGGUUUAUGCUAGCAAUCAGUGACAGUUUCAUGCUUAUACCAAAGAGGUAAAUCUGAUCUUUAGUAUCCAAAUUUUGCCAGUAAGUCUGGUGAUAAAGAAUUACUGGAAACCAGUAAAAAAAUUUUGAAAAUAAAAUUUACUUUGUCUCCAUAAGCUAAGGACUCAUUGCAGAAUAUUUUUGCAAGUAGAAAUGCCUAGAUUUGAUCUAUCAGUUACAAUCUUUAGACUGGUUUUGAAUUACAGGUAGCUUAUUUUAAAGCAAAGGGGAAACAACUGACUGUGAGCUUGCUGUCUUGUGAAAAUAAGGUAUGAAGAUGUGUUUCACUUUCAUGUUAUUUUAAAUAUUAUACAGAGCUGCUAUUAAAUGCCAUUUUUUGGGAAAACCUUAAAAAAAAGUUGCCCUAAAUAUCAGCAUUAAGUGCAUCAAACAACAAAGUAUCUUUGGUAUAUUAAACUUUUGCUCUUUAUGCAUCUGUCAUUUUAUUUUUAAACAAAAAUUUUCCCCUUGUACAUCUUACUUAAAAUUCUUGAUUACUCAUAUGUUGCAUAUAAAGAAAAGAAUAUGCUUUGUUGAAAUUUUUUUUUUCGUGGAAUGUGGCUGUAGUCAUCGUUUUUCAUUUAAAAGCUUUUUUUUUUAACAAUACAACUUAAAAUUUCUCUUGCAUCAAAGUGUAUGCAAAACAUUGAUGCAGUGCAUCACACACAAAAAUUGUAUUUCAUGAGGAAAGGUGCUUUUAUAGUGUAAUUUUUGGUGAUUUUUUUUUGGUAAGAGUUAAUUUAGAUCUAUUCUGAACUAUUCAUUUUUGACAAAAUGUUACAGGUCUCCUGUUUUAUUAUUAGCUAUAAAGAUUGUUGUAAUUUUUAGAGUGCUCUGCCUCGAAGAAUUUUUUGUGAUUAUAUUUUUAAUUUUUAGGUUUACAAAGUACCACAUAAAUUGAUAAAUCAGUGUCGGUUUACAUCGACACCCUUUGACCAUUUUUUUCUUACUUGAAUAGGAAAUAGCCAGGAGUUAAAAAUUGAGAAUCAGAUUUUCUUGGACUGCAGAUGAGCUUUUAGAAGUCAUUCAGUUUAGUUCCUCUUUAUUUCAGACUCGUUUUUUGACCUUAGACCUUUUUUUAUCAGUUCAUGUUAAACUCAUUAAUUGAAAAUCCAUGUAUCAUAGAGGAGUGGUAAGAGCUCAUGUUCCAGCAGUGCUUAAAAGACUAUUACUUUGGCAUCCAAGUCAUAUUAGACCCAUACGAAGAAACCAUUAUUCUAAUCAAGCACGUGUUGUUUUUUUUUUUCCCCAAAAGCCUUCAGUUUCACCAAUGACAAGGAAACCAUAAAAUACAAGUGUAAGAAACCUGCAGAUUUCGUUGCCAAAUUUUUUUGUUGUUGUUAAAUAUAGAAGUAUUUUGCUGUCCGUAGCUCUAUAAUUUGUACUUUAUGCAGUACUGGUAAUUUUUUGUUCUGAUUUAUAUUUACUGUAAAGAAGGUAAGAGGAAGAAACAGCUGACUAUGCACUACAGAAACAAACACUACCGAUUUCUUCACUUUUUGUUUUGGUGUCACACCAGAUGUUCAGGAAUUACUCCUGGCCAAGCUCUGGGGGACUAUAUGUGGUGGCCAGAAUUGAACCCGGGGUGACUGUGCAAGGCAACGCCCUGCCCAAUGUACUAUCAUUCUUACCCCAGAUUUCUUCACUACUACUUAGCAUGCCUUGAAACUUGGUUGUUGAACCUGGGAUCGUAGCUCAAUGGUAGAGCAUUUGUGAGGGUUUUGAUAUAGUCUGAUAGUACAAAAAGACAAAAGCAUUAUUAUUUUUGCCACUGAAAAAUAAUCAAGUGUGUGAUUCAAGCUUCCCUUAAAAGAGGAUUCUUUUUUCAUAGAUCAAUUUGAAGUUUUUGUUUUUAAUUAUACUAUUUAUUCUGAACAUUUACAAUAAAAGUUUUGAACUACUAUGGGCCAUAGUAGUAGUAUGGGUUUAAAGAUUUGCUUACAAAUGAUUGCCUUCUAAUGUGUCUUUUCCUUGUCAUCAUAGUUUACUGUCUGAAAUUUGUUCAGUGAAAAGUUUGGUAAAACAAGUGGUGAUGCCGUUUGGGAGUGAAACUGAAAUUUUGAGUUUAUUUAAAUGAAGUUUACCAGUGUUUAAAGAUGAAUUGGAAACAUU
Messenger RNA from Sorex fumeus (smoky shrew), 4588 nucleotides. RefSeq names its product forty-two-three domain containing 1 (gene FYTTD1). The transcript is spliced from 9 exons. NCBI's taxonomy places the organism in Eukaryota, Metazoa, Chordata, Mammalia, Eulipotyphla, Soricidae. The record is from RefSeq and is a predicted model, not a curated record. Gene Ontology annotation, biological process: mRNA export from nucleus. Gene Ontology annotation, molecular function: mRNA binding. The coding region runs from base 74 to 1021 and encodes 315 amino acids.